CAAAUUUAGUUAAUUUUGGACAAUAAACCUAAGAUGGAAAUGUUUUUUAGCCUUGGGCAUCAUAUGGUAGAAAAAUGGUAGCCUCUAUCAAAUGUAGUACAAUAAUAAUUUGUCUGAUAAAAAUGUAAACAUUACUGAUUUUAAAGUGAUAUGAAUGGACUGUCAAUUAUUAAGAACUAGGAUUCAUUAAAAUAACAAUAAUUGAUAAUCAUGGAGCUGUCACACAGUUUAACUUUGAACGAGGAGGCGCUAGCACAAAUUCCGGAAGCCAAACGGCCUGUAUUUAUUUUCGAAUGGCUCAGAUUUUUGGAUAAAGUGCUCGUAGCCGCUCAAAAGAACGAUAUUAAAGGAUGUCAAAAGCAACUGGUGCAGCAGUUGAUGAACCACAUCCAGGAAUCUCCUGGACCCCCGACUAGAAAAUUGAUAGCCAGAAGUCUUGCUACGUUGUUUUCUGUAGGGGAUACAUUUUUACUGUUCGACACUGUGAAUAAGUGUAAUGAUAUUUUAAAGAAUAAAGAUGACUCUCCGAGCUUUUUGCCAACAAGAUUGGCUGCAAUUUGUUGUGUGGGUACAAUGUAUGAAAAAUUAGGCAGAAUGAUGGGUAGAUCAUAUGAAGAAACAGUACAUAUCCUUAUUAAAUCAUUACGAAGUGCAGAAUCUCAGACCAGAAUUGAAAUAAUGUUAACUCUGGAGAAAGUAUGCGCCGGCAUGGGUAGUGCAAUAGCAAAUGUGCAUAAAGAAAUUUACAAAGCGGCGAGAAACUGCCUGAUCGACAGAGUAAUGGCGGUGAGAUGUGCUGCCACAAGAUGCUUGCUGGAAAUGCUAAAUCAUGCACACUUUUUGUACACCACCGAACUAGAGAGUCUGGCAACACUGUGUUUUAGAGCAUUCGAUGGGUCUAACUACGAAGUUAGAUGUGCUGUAGCCAAAUUGUUGGGCGCCCUUGUAGCUAUGACACAGCAAAGUCAAAAUAAUAUCAACAAAAAUAAUCAUUUGAAGGGGGUGAAAUUGGUUUCCCUUGAUGAAGCACUCAGUAUACUAAUGUCAGGGUUCCUCAGGGGCGGAGUUGGGUUCUUGAAAGGCACAGGGGAAAUAAUCAAGGGAAGUUCAGGAGUUAACAGAGAAGUCAGAGUGGGAGUUACACACGCGUACGUGACGUUCGUGCAAAUCCUUGGAAGCGUGUGGCUGGAAAGAAACAUGAAGACAUUCCUGUCGCACAUACUCUACUUGGUGGCCAAUCCGAAGGCCGCUUCUUCGCACGUCGACGCGGUCUAUUCGAGAAAAUGCAUCAACUUCAUACUGCGCAGCAUUUUGGGCAAAAUGUUGGGCGAAAAGGCGCAGACGUCGUCGUGCAAAGAAGUCGCCCAAAUAAUCGUCAAAGAAAUGAAUUCCAUCGAUUUUAACCCGGAGAACGCGAAAGAUUUUAAUCAAGAGACUUUGUUCAGUCAGCACCUUUUGGUUUGCUCCCUGCAGGAAAUCGGCUGCCUCGUGCUCAGUUUGGGCACCACUGCGCAUGAUCUUAUCACCGACAAUACGCUCAAUUUGAUAGAUGUCACUGUGAGCGUUUUGGUGCACCCUUGCCAGGCUGCCAGGUUGGCUGCAGCCUGGUGCUUGAGGUGCAUCUGCGUGGCAGUACCCUCCCAAAUAUCGCCGCUGAUCGACCGCUGCGUGAACGGCAUAGAACAAUACAGAACCUCUCCGGAGGCGAUUUCCGGCUACAGCGCAGCGCUGGCCGCCGUUUUGGGCGGGGUCAAGCUCUCUCCCCUCGGAGUGCCCCACAUGAAGGGCAAAAUCAUUUUCAACACGGCCGAAGAGCUGCUGAGAAGCGCAAGCCAAAAUAGCAGGCUCUCUUUGAACAGAACUCACGCCGGUUGGCUUUUAAUCGGGGCCAUCAUGACGCUGGGAAUACCUGUGGUCAGAGGGUUGUUACCUAGGAUGUUGCUGCUGUGGAGGAACUCGUUCCCCAGAUCUGCCAAGGAAUUGGAGUCGGAAAAGGCAAGGGGGGACAUUUUCACCUGGCAAGUCACCCUGGAAGGCAGAGCGGGGGCUUUGUCGGCAAUGCACAGCUUUCUCCACAACUGCCCCGAGUUGGUCAACGAGGACACCAACAGGAGACUUUUGGCGCCCAUCGAAAGCGCUUUGGCUAUGCUAACCAAUAUACAAGGUGUUCUGAAAACUUACGGGCAACAACUUAAGGCGCCAGCGGCUAUGGUUAGACUUAGACUCUGCGAGACUCUAUUAUUAUUGCAACCGCAAUGCUAUGAAAGUUCUUACACCCAUUUGCUGCGUAUGUUGGUGGCUGAAUUCACCCUUACGGAAAACUCUGCAAACACAACCACAUCUCAGCUAAGAACUGUUUGCCAUGCCGACGAUUCGGUUAUUUUGGGCACAUGGCUGCAAGAAACUGACCACAGAACCAUAGAAGAUCAGAUGGAGCCUAACCGCAGGGCAGACGGUGAACAUCUUCAACCCAAUAGUGCUGCAGGAUCUGGAGCCCUAGAACACGACCCUUGUUGUUUAUACCGCUCCAUCGCCCAGAGCGAAAUCAUUCCUGGUCCUCUACCACUAGGCGUUGCCGUAAUCGACAUAUCGGUAUUAUUGUUCGGGCAGAUAUUCCCGAGGGUCACCAACAAACACAGAGUCCAAAUGAUUGAGCAUUUCUGCGAAUGCAUCAAACACGCGAGAAGUACGCGACAGGAGGCUGUGCAAAUGAACGUGUUCACAGCUUUACUGAGCGGAUUAAAAGGUUUGACGGAGGCCAAACUUAACUUGGGCCAGGAGGACAUCAAAAAAGCGGCUGUGAAUCUAAUAAUCGGCGCUCUCACGUCCUCGAACCCCAUUCUGCGCUGCGCAGCCGGCGAGGCUGCCGGCCGCAUGGCGCAGGUGGUGUCCGAUCCGAAGUUCACCGCUGAGCUCGCGCAAACCAGCUUCGAUCGGCUGAAGUCGGCCAGAGACGUCGCCAGCCGCACCGGGCAUUCCCUCGCUCUGGGCUGCCUGCACCGAUACGUGGGCGGCAUGGGCUCCAGUCAGCACCUCAACACCAGCGUCUCCAUCUUGCUGGCGCUCGCGCAGGACCAAACGUCGCCGAUCGUGCAGGUUUGGUCGCUGCACGCUCUGGCUUUGAUAGCGGACUCCGGCGGGCCCAUGUUCAGGGGUUACGUCGAGCCCAGCCUGUCUCUCGCCCUGAAAUUGCUGCUGAACGUGCCGCAAUCGUACAUCGACGUCCAUCAGUGCAUCGGCAAGGUUUUGUCCGCGUUGAUUACAACGAUUGGGCCGGAGCUGCAAGGAAAUACGCCCAGUAUAUGCACUGCCAGAUCGUCGUUUUUGUGCGCUUGCGCCAUAAUGCAAGACCAUCAAGAUCCUUUGGUGCAAGCCGAGGCCACUGGAUGUUUACAACAGCUACACCUAUUCGCACCUAGACAUGUCAACUUAUCGUCUCUAGUACCAACGUUAUGCAGAACACUAUCGAGCAACCAUUUAUUACUGCGGAAGGCCGCGAUAUCAUGCUUAAGGCAGUUGGCGCAGAGGGAAGCCAAAGAAGUCUGCGAGCACGCAAUGACUUUGGCGAGCGAAAGCCGAGAUCACAACACAGUAGAGGGUCUUCUAAUAACAGAGACAGGCCUUCCGGGGGUGUUUUUCAGCAUGCUGGACACCGAGACCGAUGCGGCCUUGAUAAAAGACAUCCACGACACCAUAAUAAGCAUGCUGCAAGUUUUGGCGGCCGACAAUCUGUCGCAGUGGCUCGGUUUGUGUAAAGACGUGCUAACUGUGGCUACGGAAUCGUCGGAGGAGCAAAAUUUGGCCUCCAACGAAGGCGACGACAACGAAACCGAAGCUGACGACGAUCAAGAGGAGUUUCACGCCGAAGAAAACGAUUCUUCGCACCCCGCUGUGCAGCCUAGAUGGCCCACAAGAGUUUUCGCAGCCGAAUGCGUUCGCAAAAUCAUUGCUGCGUGCGAGUUUAACAGCAAAGAUUUGAUUUUGGCCAAGGAGAUGCAACAUAAUAGGGGAAAACCGGAUUUUUUGGUUCUGCACUUGCCCGACUUGAUUCGAAUGGCUUUUAUCGCAGCUACGAGCGAUUCAGAUCCGCUUCGAAUGGAAGGUUUGAAGACUCUGCAGGAAAUCAUCGAUAAGUUUGCUAAAGUGCCGGAACCGGAGUUCCCCGGUCAUUUAUUGUUGGAGCAGUAUCAAGCGCAGGUGGGGGCAGCUUUGAGACCGGCAUUUUCGCCCGACACUUCGUCGCAUGUUACCGCAGCUGCGUGCGAAGUUUGCUCGACUUGGAUUGGGUCUAACGUCGCGAGAGAUUUAAACGAUUUACGAAGGGUGCAUCAGUUGUUGGUCUCCUCGCUGACUAAGCUUCAGAACAGGACGAGUGUCACGCAGCUGUACAACGAGAGUUUGUCGACGUUGGAGAAGCUGGCAAUACUGAAAGCCUGGGCUGAAGUGUACAUAGUGGCUAUGAACGCCACAGUGACAACAGCUCAGACUCCGAUUAACGACAACGAGUUCACUGACUUUGAGUUCCGAGGCGAGAGCCUUUUAACGCUGGUGCAACCGGAGCUGAUCGGUUUGUCGAGGCAUUGGCUGGCCGCGUUGAAGGACCACGCUCUACUCUCGCUUCCCAACGAGUUUUCCAGCCAGCUUCCGCACGACGGCGGCGCUUUUUACACCAACGAGACCAUGGAGUCGGCCAGGCCGCACUACGUCUCCUCCUGGGCGCCGAUCCUGCACGCGGCCGCGCUCUGGCUGAACGCCGAGUGCUUCGAGAAGGAAAUCAACAACGACAACGCCUUGAAUAACAACCCGGCGGCUCUCGACAACUCCGCCGACAAGUUCCACUUGCUCUUCGGGAUUUGCAUGGAGGCCCUGUGCGCCGCGAAAUCCAUCGAACCCAUCGAAAGCAUUAUAACGUGCAUGCAGGCCCUUCGCACUCUGCUGGACACCGUUUUCACUCGAGAGUUGCUGAUGAGCGACGAAUCGCUCGCCAUUGAGCUGUGCAACGUGCUGCACCGAUUGAUUUUGACCAAGGACAACCACGAGUUGCAGCUGCUUUGCAUGGAGGUGUUGAAUCGGGUGUGCAAGGCGGCCGGAGAGGAGUUGGACGAGAAGAAGCGUCGGAAGCGGAAGGAAGACAACUCGUUCGAUCUGGAUUUGCUCGGGGAAGGGGGCGAGCAGGGCAAACUAACGCCCGGCAAAUCUCUGGUUUUUUCGGUGCUCGAGGUGUGUUUGUGUCUGCUUAUAAGGCAGCUGCCGUCGUUGAGCCCGACCCCGAACUCCACCAUCGUAAACUCGUUGAGGAUAAUGCAGAACAACGAACAGUCCGGGGAGUUGAUAGCGGCCUCGAUUACCAGCAUGCAAGGCUUGAAUAAGUUGUGCUCGCCCCAGGGCGCCCUCUCCAUCCUACCCACGAUACUGUACUUGACCACGGGCGUGAUAAAAGAAGUGGCGACGAAGAACGUGAACGACGUGACCAUUCUGGCGAACAAUCCUUCCGUGCAAGCGGCUCUGCAUUGCUUGAAAAUUCUGGCCACCGAUUCCUACUCCGAACACGAACAAUGGCAGAAAUUGUUGCAAAGUGCCCUAGCGAAAAUUAUAGAUCUAGCCAAAACGAGCGAUGAAAACAAGUUGGACGAAGUUACCAUGAUGUUGGCUAUAGCGGUGUUCGUUUUGCACGCCCCUGGCAAAGUGGUGACUGCCCCUAACUUGCAGUACCCCUGCAUCAACCAUUUCAGGCAGUGUUUGCAGAGCUCCAACUCGACGGUAAAACUCAAGUGUGUUAAGACGUUAAAAUCUCUGUUCGCCCAUCCUGAUAGAGCGGUUGCCACCCCGUACAUACACACUUUGGCGCCUCAAUUAGUGGAAUAUCUUUACUCGGAUUCGGCAAGAAAAAUAUUUUCCGAUGGCGAGCUCGCCGUGACUCUGGAAACCAUAGUAACGAUAGAAUCCCUUAUUGGUUUAGCAGAACUACAAAACAGAAUACAAAUGUUGUCUCUAUUGGUCCCAGUUCUGGUAAGUUAUUUGUUGGUCGAGCAGGCUCUCCGUUCUGCCAACAAAUAUUCCCUUCAACUUCAUGAAGUUAGUUUGCAAUGGUUGAUGAAAAUCGGUCCUAAAUAUCCACAGGAAUUUAAAAAGUUGAUGGGUCAAAGCGUUGACCUUAGGACCAAAUUGGAAAAUGCGAUAAGGUCCAACCAACAGACAAACGUUAAAGUUAAAAAUGAGGCAAACAUAAGUCAACCGGUAUCAAAUCAUGCCCCAACUAUAAAACUAAAAACCGAUUUCAGUAAUUUUUCCUAAAUAAUGUAGAGAUUGUUUAAAUACUUUUUAUUUCUCAAUCCUUUUAAUUUUUUUGGUGCUUCUUUUAACCUUUUUUUAUAUAUAUUUGUAUAAAAGAGUUAUUUAUUUGUAUAUUGAAUUAAUAGACUAUAGUAUACAUUCAACUUGUUUUAUAUAAAUUCUCCAAUGACUGAAAUGUAGUUCAAGUUAUACAUAUUAAUUUUUUUCAAUCUUUUUUUAUCUAUUAAAUCCCAAUAUAUUAGAAUAAGUGUACUGAUUAGACUACCAACAAAUAAAAUAAUAGAAAGAAUAUUCAAAUUAAGCGCUAUUUAUUUCAACCAAUCAUCAUAUUACACCCAAAAACCGUUAUUCAUCCCUCCCAAUUAUUCGUAUUAUUUCCCCUUAAAACCCGACCAAUCAGCAAGAAUAUCUCAUUUUAUGCCCAUAUAAGGUAACGCGUUAUCACCAAUUAAAAUUAAUUAUCCCAGAACAUCUCCUUUUGUUUUUCCCUCCACCGGCGUAAAAAUUACACUCCCUGUUCAUUUGGUUCGGG
Molecule: messenger RNA, 6826 nt
Organism: Brassicogethes aeneus
Lineage: Eukaryota; Metazoa; Arthropoda; Insecta; Coleoptera; Nitidulidae
Source: the annotation of a GenBank genome assembly